Solenopsis invicta (red fire ant) is the source of this 3077-nucleotide messenger RNA. RefSeq names its product golgin subfamily A member 4 (gene twy). Bases 487 to 2931 code for a protein of 814 amino acids. Gene Ontology annotation, cellular component: centriole; ciliary transition fiber; ciliary basal body. The record is from RefSeq and is a predicted model, not a curated record. The transcript is spliced from 13 exons. Lineage: Eukaryota; Metazoa; Arthropoda; Insecta; Hymenoptera; Formicidae. Gene Ontology annotation, biological process: cilium assembly; establishment of epithelial cell polarity.
AUGUGACAUCGGCCGUAUUCUUGCGGCGAUAAAUCGUCAACGGUGGGGGGUGGGGCUCAACGUGAGGAGAUUGUUUUGUUUCUCGGACAGAAAAAACAACAUGAAUGUAUUCUCUCAUGAAUGGCUUCGACGAUUUUUCUUAAAGGACCUCAUAGAUCUCGCUGGGGUCCUUUGAAUGUAAUUAUAAUGGGUUUUGAGCGAGAAAAAAAAAAAUAAUAAAUAGUUGGAGACACACACACACACACAUACACACACACACACACACACACACACACAUUGAAAUGUUUUCGGUCGAUAAUUGUCUCCUUCACAAUGCACUUCUCGAAUGCUGACGCUGACUGCACAUGACAUUUUUAUUAUUAAGUCGAUUACUAUUAAUAUACGGCUAGAAUAAUAAUUGGCAUCGUCUAUGAAUUACGCAAACUGAUUUGUAAUAUAUUUUACAAUCGAGACCGAAAUUGUCGCGCGAAUGCGACGGAAAUAGAGAUGGUGGAGGAUAUGGACAGCUUGGACGACAAGCUGUUCAAUAAUGCAUUUAGGAGAAAUCCAUCCGCUGAAAAUGGCAAAAAAAGAAUUACAUUUGCAGAUGAAGACGAUCCACUAGCUAGUUUGUUAGCUGACAAGGAAGAUUUGCCGUCGAUCCAAAAGAAUCCAAUAGCAGUAAGGGAUAAGCGAAGUAUAAUAGACGAUUUGUUCAGUAAAAAGAUCUCCAAUGAAUCAUUGUUGAGUUCAAAGUCAGAUGAAAAAGAGACUGGCUUGACAUCUGCAUUAAACGCUACAGGAAUUGAGAAGCCAAAAGCAUUGGAUGAUAAGGCAAAAAAAUUAUCAUUGAUGCAAGAUUUGUUUGGAGAUACGUCGCACACAUCACCACUAAAAGAAUCAGUUAGUAAAAAGUCCAUACAACUAGAGCUAGAAGUUACACAGCACGCAGCCGAAGUUUCCAGAACACAGUCGCAGCAUUCGACGUACGCACCAACAGCUUUUGGAACGAGAGAGCCUCGUAGAGGCAAAAGAACUUCAGAGAUAAUCAAUGAUCCUCUGGGAUUAUUCUCUUUGGGCACAACAUCAAAUCAAACUGAUCAAACUACUAUGGAGAGACGUACAGUAUCUGCAGAUCCUAGUAGACAGAAAUUGGAAACUAAAGAAUAUUUACCAGAUUGGUUGGAACCUAAGAAAACGCCAGAAGAUAAAACUAGUGAUCAUGUUCAGGAAAGAGUAACGCCUACAGAAGAAUUAUUUAGCAAACAUAGAUCUAGCUCUGAUAAAAUUAUUCAAGGGGUAGCAAACGUAUCACAAGAGGAUAAGACAAUGGUAGCUAGACCACUGCCACAUGAGAAAGAAAGAUUGUCACAAUUCUCAGACAAUCAAGGAAUAGAAAUUAAUGAACAUAAGACACAGGAAAUUGAAGAAAAUUAUUCUAAAUCCAACAUAAUGGCCGUUCCAAUUGCUUCUGACGUAAAUACAAAUUCGGAAGAUGCGCGCAGUAACUUAAUUCCCAAAAGCAUAGGCUACGAAAAUGCAAUUCAUAAAUUAGAAUUAGAAAAAUCUCACUUGUCAGUAAUGUUACAUAGUUUAAAUGAAAAAUAUGAAAAUGAAAUAAUGAUUUUAGAUGAAUCAUAUAAGCGACAAAUAGGAUUUUUGCAAGAAAGAACAGAUACAUUGGAAAAGAGAAUGCAGCAAGAACUUGAAUGUUUAGAGGCAGAUUAUGAAGCAAAGAUUGAAAAGCUGAAAAAUGAAAAAGUACAAAUUGAGACAUUUUACAAAGAAGAAGUACAGAAUUUAAAGAAAGAGCAUACACAAUCGAUAGAAGAAAUUUAUGAACGCCAUUCUCAAAAUAUAAGACUGCUACAGAAAGAGCAUUUUGAUACCAUAGAAAACAUAUUAAAAAUGAGAGAGAUAGAAAAUUUAGCUAUGACGACCAUAGCAACCCACAAGACUGAUCUGCAGAAUUUGUUACAAAAAACUGAUUUUAUUAUAGAGAAUAUAAAAAAUAUGCAAGAAAAGACUGAUCAAAGGGACGACCAAAGUGUAAAAUUAAGAGAGUAUUAUUUAAAGAGUCAGGAGGAAGAUGUGCAAAUACAAAAUGUGGAAAUAAAGAAGCAACAAAAAUCGCUGGAACAAGAACGUGAAAAAAUAAUGAAAGUAGCGGACAGAUUAGAUUCGCAUGUCACACAAUUGAUGCUUGAGUUAGAGAAAAAGAGUGUCGUCCUUAAUCAGGCAUUGGAAACGUUACAAAAAAGGGAGCAAUCGUUAUUGCACGAAAAAGAAUUGUUUGAAGAAAAAGUGCAAUGGGAGCGUAAUCAUUUACAGGCUUUGAAAGAAUCUUGGUUUAAUGAACAAGAGAAUCAACUGAAGACUUUAACAAAAGAGAAAGAAACAAUCGCGGCUAAAAAGAAGCAAUAUGAAGUUUUAAGGACAAUAAAAAGUAAUUCGGAUAAUAUUAUAAAGAUAGAGUCAGUAGCUGCUAUAAAAGCAGCACAAGAGGCUACUAUACUUGCGAAUCAGGAACGACUGAAAUGGCAAGAAAAAAUUAAACAUCUCGAGAUGCAGCAGCAGGCCUUGCAGGAAAAGGAAUAUCGGCUCUUAGCACGUGCCCAAGAUCUCGAAAGUUUUACACAAAUAGCAUUCGCGAAAAAUGAGGAAGCUGUUAAAGCAUUAAGAGAUGUUCAUCACAUUGAAAAUGAGCAUAAAGCUAAAUUCGAUCAUCAUUAUGGCAAAUUUGGAAAGAUCAAUUUGGCAAGUGAAAAAUUGACUUUGGAGAAAGUGAAAAAAAGUACAAAUACCCCAUAUAAUUACAUAGAUAAGCAAACAUUAUCUAAUCAGCAACACGAGUUUCAAGUUACUACUCACUUUACAGAAGUCGUUGACCCCCAAUUAGUUAUGUUGAAGUUGAAUCUAGAUGAUCAAUUGGAUAACAUUCAAUAUACAUGACUGCCAUGAAAUUUUGAUACAACAUUCAACAAAUACAUAUUAUAUACUUUUUGCAUGAAAACUUAAUUUAAUAUUUUAUAUAUUCUAAAUAACAGACAAUAAAUGUUUAUGAUGUGAUAGUUGAUAUGCUAUCUGUUGACUCUCCA